This is a messenger RNA of Dufourea novaeangliae, 1983 nucleotides long. RefSeq names its product dnaJ homolog subfamily C member 21. Lineage: Eukaryota; Metazoa; Arthropoda; Insecta; Hymenoptera; Halictidae. Gene Ontology annotation, molecular function: nucleic acid binding; zinc ion binding. The transcript has a single exon. Gene Ontology annotation, cellular component: cytoplasm. The record is from RefSeq and is a predicted model, not a curated record. Bases 64 to 1983 code for a protein of 639 amino acids.
UAUUACGUGAAAUUGCACAUGAAAUUUUAAUAACGUGGAUAGAAAACAUUGUUUAUUAUUACAAUGAAAUGUCACUAUGAGGUAUUAGGAGUUGCACAAAAUGCUGCUGACGAUGAUUUAAAAAAAGCCUACAGAAAAUUGGCAUUAAAAUGGCAUCCAGAUAAAAAUUUGGAUCAUACAGAAGAGGCAAGAGAACAAUUCCAACUAAUUCAACAAGCUUGGGAAGUGUUAAGUGAUCCUCAUGAACGUACUUGGUACGAUAAUCACCGUGAGGCUAUCUUAAAAGGAGGUAUUGGGGAAGAUUAUAAAGACGAUUCCAUUAAUCUCUUUCCAUAUUUCUCAACUACAUGUUUCAAAGGAUAUGGAGAUGGUGAAAAGGGAUUUUAUACCAUUUUUCGGAAUGUUUUUGAAAAAUUGGCAGCUGAAGAUGCAGAAUUUGCUGAAGACAAUGGUUCAGAUGAAGAAGUUCCAAGGUUUGGAGAUUCACAAAGCUCGUACGAAGAAGUUGUCCAUAAUUUCUAUGCUUACUGGCAAAGUUACAGUACAAAGAGAUCAUUUGCUUGGUUAGAUCCUUAUGAUAUAAGGGAUGCUCCAAAUAGACGAGUUGUACGACUUAUUGAAAAAGAGAACAAAAAGAUUCGAAGUAAAGCUAAAAGAGAAAGAAAUGAACAAGUAAGAAAUUUGGUUGCCUUUGUACGUAAACGUGAUAAACGAGUAGAAGCUCAUGCAACAAAACUUGCUGAACGUGCUAAAGAAAACUUGAAGAAAGCAGAAGAAAAAAAGAGACAGCAACUACUGGAAAGACAAAAACAAUUAAGAGAACAAAAAGAAUGUGAAUGGGCGAAAUUUUCAAAUAUAGAAGCUGAACUUCGAAGUAUUGAGGUGAACCUUGCUCAAGAAUUUGGUGAAAGUUUAUCAUCUGAAGUAGAUGCAAAAGAUGAAAAUGCAGCAGAUGAUGAUACUUUUUACUGUGUAGCCUGUAAUAAAAUAUUUAAAACACAUAAAGCAUUCACAAACCAUGAAAACUCCAAAAAACACAAAGAUAAUAUUGCUGCAAUGAAGGCAUCUAUGAUAAAAGAUGAUAAAGAAUUUGAAAGUUCUCUGGAUAGUGAUGUUAGUUCGCAAACAACUUCUGAAAGUGAAAGAAAAUUGGCAACAGAUGCACAAAUGCCUAACUUUUUAUUACACCCUGUACAGACUAGUUUACAGAAUGAAGGUGACAUCAAGGAAGAAAUAUCAGAUGAAGAAUUAAUAUCGGAUGAUGAGAAUAUUGAUAAACCAUCAAAAGAUAAAGAUAAAAAGUGUUAUCCAGAAGGAACUACAUUGGCUGUAGGGCCACAGAUGGAUGAUGUCAUUUAUAUUCCGCCUAAAGUAAUUGAUGAUAACAACGAAUGUACAACUUCCGAAGAUGAGCUUAUUUCCGAUCAAGAAGAUGAGGACUUACAAGUUCAGGCACAGAAGAAAAAGAAAAAACGAAAGAAGACCAUUCAAAGCCCAUUGACAGAGGAAGCUAGUGAUGAAGAAGAUAGAAAUGUCAGUCAUGAUAUAUUUUUAUCAAAAAAACAACGUAAGAAACAGCAGCAAAAAAAAGCAAUGGUAAAUAAAGUUUCUGAGACUAGUCUACAACAAUCUAAUGAUAAAGUGGAGGAGACUGAAGAACAAGUAGAAAAAGCAAUAGAUGCAGAGGAAGUAUGCUCUGGUAAUUUAGAAAUAAGUAAUACUAGUAAUGAAAAACUUAAAAACAAGAAAUCAAAGAAUGCAAAAAAGUUAAAUAAAACAACAGAAAAGGAAACUGAGACAAAAAAUAAGAAAGGCUCACAAAUUACUGAGGUUUCAGAUCUAGCACAUUGCUGUGUUACAUGUAAAUCUGAAUUUCCUAGUAAAAACAAGUUAUUUGAUCAUUUAAAAAAAACAGGACACUCUGUAUAUAUCCCAAAUGCAAUUAAAAAUAAGAAAAAUCAAGACAAAUCAAGAAAAAUGUAA